AUGACAACUCUCCCUCUUCUCAGAGGGAACAGUAUCGCCCUGGAAGAUGCUCUAACCGAUGAUGAUAACAUCCUCCAUCGAUUAGACUACCCUCGAAAACAGAAGGAGUUCUGGGAACGCCUUGUAUCACACAAAAGUGAAAUUGAAGAGCUGGUCUCUUUUCAUCUAGGCGCAAAACACUGCCGAAUCGGUGCCGAAGAAGACUGGAUGUUUGGCAGCUAUAACGUGUGUAUUCCCGUCGAAGUCAACCCGCCAUCCGACGAACGCGUCCUUAUACGAAAUCCCCUACCCUUCAAAAUUGGGGAGCCUAAUUUCCCUGGGAAUGCGGAUGAAAAGCUGCGCUGCGAAGUGGUUACUUACAUUUGGAUCCGUGAAAAUGCUCCGUCCGUUCCUAUCCCUAUUCUCCAUGGAUUUGGAUUCCCUGGUGGACAGACUUUUAUCAAGCCUUCUUGUGUAUCCUUGUUCUCUCGUCUGCGUUGGCAGCUAACUCAGGCCGCACGCUGGUGGCUUGGAUUUCCUACAUGCCCGUAUAUCAGCCUGAGGCGAUCGAGCGCACUUCCUACUGGCUAUAUAAUUAUAAGUUUCGUGAAGAAUGGUCGAAUGCUUUCCGAGACUUGGAGGACACAUCUUCUCGAGGAUCAGACACGUAGAAGAACCCUAUUCAAAGACCUCGCUAAUAUCAUGCUGUCAUUGAAUCGUACACACCUCCCGCAGAUUGGAUCUCUCACGAUAGACGACGAUGGCGUGAUCCAGCUAGACAGGCGGCCCCUGACGCUACGACUUCAGACUUUCGAAAAUGAAGGUAUUCCAACGAUCCCCCGAGACUCAACCUACCAAUCUGUGGAGCCAUAUAUUCUGGACCUUCUGCAGUGCCAUGACAACCGACUUAUUCAUCAACCAAAUGCCAUUCAUGAUGUGAAUGACGGUCAAGAACAAUUCGCUGCUUUGACAAUGAUGCGGGGACUUCUACAUCAAUUCAUUUCCCGCCAAUACCGCAACGGCCCCUUUGUACUCACGCUGACCGAUCUCCAUCCGAGUAACAUUUUUGUUGAUGAAGAUUGGCAUGUGACUUCCCUUAUCGACCUGGAAUGGGCAUGUUUCUUUCCAAUUGAACUACAGACGCCUCCAUAUUGGCUUUCGGGUCGGCCUAUCGAUGAUAUUGAGCAUGGAGAGCAUUUACAGACCUUUGAAAAGAUCAUCACUGAAUUCAUAGAAAUUUUCGACGAACAAGAAAAAAGGCUUGAGGGUUCCAACGCUUUCCAAGUUGGUGUCAUGAAGGAAUGCUGGGAAAGGGGGAGCUUCUGGUACUUUCAAGCUGUACAUAGUCCAAAAGGGCUUCUCCGCGUGUUUAACGAGCACAUCCAAGGCAGAUUCUGUGAAGAGCAUUGCACACAACGCGUUUUCGAUCAGACUGUUAGCCCGUACUGGUCUGCAUAUUCCGAGAGCUUCAUUCAAAGAAAGGACAAAGAAGAAACUGAAUACAAAGACCGACUCCGAAAACGAUUUGCUGAUUCGAUGGCUGAAUAA
Messenger RNA from Aspergillus steynii IBT 23096, 1527 nucleotides. RefSeq lists its product as uncharacterized. The record is from RefSeq and is a predicted model, not a curated record. The transcript has 2 exons. Bases 1 to 1527 code for a protein of 508 amino acids. Lineage: Eukaryota; Fungi; Ascomycota; Eurotiomycetes; Eurotiales; Aspergillaceae.